Rattus rattus (black rat) is the source of this 2231-nucleotide messenger RNA. It is a transcript of the gene Thap1, whose product is annotated as THAP domain containing 1. NCBI's taxonomy places the organism in Eukaryota, Metazoa, Chordata, Mammalia, Rodentia, Muridae. Gene Ontology annotation, molecular function: sequence-specific DNA binding. The transcript is spliced from 3 exons. The record is from RefSeq and is a predicted model, not a curated record. Bases 272 to 904 code for a protein of 210 amino acids.
AAUCAGAGCCUGCGAGCGAACUCCUCGCGAGAGGUGAGGUUGAAGCUGCCUCCGCCAUCUUGAAGAUGGGAGACGAGCGACAGCUGUUGUCUUUCUGCUAAAGCAAACACCACAACGGACCGGGUGGUCACCCCCCACGGUGAGGUAAUCGUCCCCAUAACUGCUAACCAAAGCCACCGAAAGCGGCGACCGUAUCGAAGCCGAGCGCGGCGGCACCGACGGCCCCUUCACCUGCCUCCCGGGCAGAGGGGAAGUGUGGAGGGCCAGAAGGAUGGUGCAGUCCUGUUCCGCCUACGGCUGCAAGAACCGGUACGAUAAGGACAAGCCCGUCUCCUUCCACAAGUUUCCUCUUACCCGUCCCAGUCUUUGUAAACAGUGGGAGGCAGCUGUUAGAAGGAAAAACUUCAAGCCCACUAAGUACAGCAGCAUCUGUUCGGAGCACUUUACUCCAGACUGCUUUAAGAGAGAGUGCAACAACAAGCUACUGAAGGAGAACGCUGUGCCCACUAUUUUUCUCUAUAUAGAGCCACAUGAGAAGAAGGAAGAACUGGAACCCCAAGAGCAGCUUCCCUCUCCUUCACCCCCCACUUCCCAGGUUGACGCCGCUGUUGGGUUGCUAAUGCCUCCUCUCCAGACCCCUGAUAACCUCUCAGUUUUCUGUGACCACAACUACACUGUGGAGGACACAAUGCACCAGAGGAAGAGGAUCCUUCACCUGGAGCAGCAGGUUGAAAAGCUCAGGAAGAAGCUCAAGACCGCCCAGCAGCGGUGCCGGCGGCAGGAGAGACAGCUGGAGAAGCUCAAGGAAGUCGUACACUUCCAGAGAGAGAAAGACGACGCCUCGGAGAGGGGCUAUGUGAUUCUACCAAAUGACUACUUCGAAAUUGUUGAAGUGCCAGCAUGAAAGAUGAGGUGUAUAGUGGACAAGACUGUGUACCUUCUUUUAGCCUACAUACAGGAGUUCAUUUGAAAAAGAUAACAAUUACUUGUAUUAAAAAACAAUAUUUUUUUAAAAUAAAUUAGAUAUAUACUGUAUAAUUGUAAUUUUUUGUUUGUAAUUUCAGAGUUUCUACAUUUUAACAAAAUAUUUAAGAAAAUCCUUAAACCACCAACAUAAUGUUGUAUAUUGGUUUCAAGAUGGUGGACUGUUUUUCAUUUGAGUAUUUAUAGAAAUAAUGUAAAAAUAAAAAGUAGAGAGGGUAAGGGUGUGGUAAAAAUGAUUUAAGUUUAAAAAUUAAUGCCGUUUAUUGAGAUAACUUAUGAUUAAAUCAGAAGUCUAAGUGAGAGCAUAGGACAUAGCCUUUCAGAAUAUAGAGAUGUACACACACACAUUCUGUAUUUAUAGCCAGAGCUUCAUUUAUUUUUCUCAAUCACUUAUCAAAAACGAACUGUCAAGCCAAUAUUUGAGGAAAUUAUUUUGCUGUCUUCAGAAAAACCAUUCCAUAGUUAAUAAUUUCAUAAAGAGUAGAGUCUUAGGAGUAGGUCCUUUGUGUCCCUAGCUUUAUGAAUUGGAAGAGUGCCUUGGGGAAUGGCAGGCCUCAAAGUGAGCUGUUGGCAUUGGUGAGGUGAAAACUGGGGGCUGGCUGGAGAGAUGUGUCAGUGGGCAAGGUGCACACAAGCCUGCUCCCUGAGUUUAGCCCCUGGGACCCCAUAAAGGAAGGAGAGAACCUCUCCACGGAGUUUCUGUCAGGCCUCCACGUGUGCUGUGACAACUUUCUAAAGAAAUAAAAUUGGGAUCUGGUCUUGAUCAGCCCCAGGCUGAAGGCAUCUGAUUCCACAGCUGAAGUUCAAUCUGCAUUCAGACCUCUGACAAAGUAUUUUAGUAGAGUUUGUUUUAUAUUAUAAUACGAUACUUUGGCCCUUAAGUAUUUGAUAGAUUUGCCCUUAACUGUUUGACUUUGGUCAAGACAUUGCAUAGAAAGUAUUCUUUUCACUCAGAAGUUAGAAAUGACAUCCAAUUUACUUCAUGUGGCCUAUGUUCAAAAGUAACGUGUCGUGUUUCUGUCACCGUUGAGACGUAAAUAUUGCAGCUUCUGUUCGCACUGUGGCUUGUGUUCUGACUGUGAGAAAGCUUACAUAUAUUUGAAACGAAAAUGUGUCCUGAGUAAACAAGUGCUAAUAAAAAAAGAAUCCUCUAGGCUUAGGAGAACUGUAUUUUAUACUUCAGAAUACACUGUAGUCGAAGAAUAGCAGACCUUUCAAGACAGUAUUAAAGCUAUGUUAUUCCAGUA